AUGAAUGAUAUCGGCAAUAUAAAGAAAAAAGAAUCUGAGCAACCGAAAAGGAUUCCCGAAUUGUUAUCACAACAAAUAGCACCAUUAAAUAAGUCAAAUUGUAAAUGUUCUGUAAAAAAAGCAAUCAUCAGGAAUGAAUUACCGGAAUUGGUACCGGAACGAUUUCAUUCAUCUAACAAAAAGAAUUUACAAGCGACAAAAAAUGAAAAAACAAAGUUUUUCCACCUCGAAGAACAAAUGAAACAAUCAAUAAAUUCUGAUGACAGUAAUGAGAAUGGAACGGUUAUAAGCGCAUUAAUGGUAGAUAAUAUUACUGUAUUUCCACGUCAACUUAAAUGGAAAUUAGUAAAUACCGUACAACAAAUACAACUAAAAAAUCCAACUGAAAAUCGUUUUGCCAUAAAGUUUACUGUAUUAUGCAAAAUUCAUGAAUUAUUCAAAGGAUUAGCUGAAAAUAACAAUCGAGAGGGACAAGGUCAAAGAAGCAAUAAAGCAUUCAACAAAUACUCUAAGUAG
This is a messenger RNA of Loa loa (African eye worm), 516 nucleotides long. RefSeq lists its product as hypothetical. The transcript has 7 exons. NCBI's taxonomy places the organism in Eukaryota, Metazoa, Nematoda, Chromadorea, Rhabditida, Onchocercidae. The record is from RefSeq and is a predicted model, not a curated record. Bases 1 to 516 code for a protein of 171 amino acids.